AUGAGCCGCCAGCUGACCCUCUAUCCUGGAGCCGAACGCCUGGGCUUCAGUGGCUGCUCUGCUGUCAUCUCGGGUCGGUUCAACGGCAGCCAUGCCUCAGUCCGGGCCGGGGUCAAGGGUGCAGCUUUUGGCAGCAGGAGCCUGUUCUGCAUGGGGGGCGGCCGGCGGCUGGCGUUGAGCUCUGCCGGGCGGAGCGGCGGCUUUGGGCUGGGCCACGGAGGGCGCCCUGGAGGCUUCGUGGGCACCAUCUUCGGCAGCGCAGGACUGGGGCCCACGUGCCCAUCCGUGUGCCCACCCGGCGGCAUCCCCCAGGUCAUCGUCAACAAGAGCCUCCUGGCUCCCCUCAAUUUGGAACUGGACCCGGAGAUCCAGAAGGUGCGCGCGCAGGAGCGAGAGCAGAUCAAGGCCCUGAAUAACAAGUUCGCCUCCUUCAUCGACAAGGUGCGCUUCCUGGAGCAGCAGAACCAGGUGCUGGAGACCAAGUGGGAGCUGCUGCAGCAGCUGGACCUGAACAACUCCAAGAGGAGCCUGGAGCCGGUUCACGAGAGCUACAUCAGCAACCUGCAGAAGCAGCUGGAGAUCCUGUCCGGGGACAGGGUGAGGUUGGACUCGGAGCUGAGGAACAUGCGGGAAGUGGUGGAGGAUUGCAAGAAGAGGUACGAGGUGGAGAUUAACAGGCGUACUGCUGCGGAGAAUGAGUUCGUGGUGCUGAAGAAGGAUGUGGACGCUGCUUACAUGAACAAGGUGGAGCUGCAGGUCAAGGUGGAUACCUUGACAAAUGACAUCAAAUUCUUCAAGGUCCUCUAUGAAGGGGAGAUUGCUCAGAUGCAGUCCCACAUCAGUGAUACGUCCGUCAUCCUGUCCAUGGACAACAACCGGCAGCUGGACCUGGACAGCAUCCUCACUGAGGUUCGAGCCCAGUAUGAGGAGAUUGCUGUGAGAAGCAAGACUGAGACAGAGAACAUGUACCAGUGCAAGAUCCAGGAGCUGCAGGCCACAGCAGGCCAGCAUGGUGAUGACCUCAAGCUCACCAAGGCCGAGAUCACAGAGAUCAACAGGCUGAUCCAGAGGAUUCACUCAGAGAUAGGGAACGUGAAGAAACAGUGCUCCAACCUGGAGACGGCCAUUGCUGACGCCGAGCAGAGAGGCGACUGUGCCCUCAAGGACGCCCGAGCCAAGCUGGACCAGCUGGAGGGCGCCCUGCAGCAGGCCAAGGAGGAGCUGGCCCGGAUGAUGCGGGAACACCAGGAGCUGAUGAAUGUCAAGCUGGCCCUGGACAUGGAGAUCGCCACCUACCGCAAGCUGCUGGAGGGCGAGGAGAGCAGGAUGGCUGGUGAAUACCCAAAUUUUGUGAGCCUUUCUGUCAUUAGCAGUACCAAUGCCGGACCAGGAGGUGCUGGCUUCAGUGUGGACUUCGGUUCCUCGAGCAGUUACAACUACAGACCUCUGGCCCUGGAGGUCAAGACCAAAGGCAGCUGCGGCAGCGAACACAAGGAUCCCUCAGCCAAAGCCACAGGCAGCAGCUGUGCAACCAAAAAGGCCUCCAGAUGACAGACGGGGGGUGGGUGUGCCGUGAGGAGGCUGUGGGCCUCAUUCUCCUCCUGCUUUUUCCUCAGGUCCCUUUCCAAGUUGGGAAGUGUUUUAUCUAUCACUGAAAUCCCAACCUGUUCCCUCAGCCCUGUUUUCCUCAGUGCAGGGAACUGUCUGGUGCAGGAAGACCCGUCAUGGGCUCUCUCAGUGGCCUCUCUCCCACUCCCUUUUACUGUGUUGCUGACUCACAUGCAGAGAUGAAGUGCAGACCCAAGAUGUUUCCCUGUAGCCAACAGCAAGCCCCUCUGUUCUGUGUCUUCUUCAGC
Arvicola amphibius (Eurasian water vole) is the source of this 1856-nucleotide messenger RNA. Its product is annotated as keratin, type II cytoskeletal 72. Gene Ontology annotation, molecular function: structural constituent of skin epidermis. NCBI's taxonomy places the organism in Eukaryota, Metazoa, Chordata, Mammalia, Rodentia, Cricetidae. Gene Ontology annotation, cellular component: keratin filament. The record is from RefSeq and is a predicted model, not a curated record. The transcript has 9 exons. Gene Ontology annotation, biological process: intermediate filament organization; keratinization. Bases 1 to 1551 code for a protein of 516 amino acids.